AUGGUGAGGAGACGGGCCUGUGAUGGAUGCUCCCUCCGGAAAACAAGGUGCAGCGGUGGACGGCCCUGUCAAAACUGUGCCAGGGCUGGGUUCGAGUGCACCUAUGUGAAGAUUGUCUCGAAGCCGGGACCGAAAGGCCCUCGUCCCGAGACCUACGUCCGGAUCAAUAAGCGCCUGCGGGACCUGAGAGACCGAGCUGCCUCCGGGGACCCAUCAUCCCUUGCAAAUGGUAAUAAUAAUGCAAGGUCGUCAUCAGAGUUAGCGGAUACGACGCAUUCAUCGUCUUCAGCUUCGACUUCAACAGCCUCCCCACCGUUGCUGGUGGGUGGCGAGUUAUCCCUGGCGGCGGAAUGGGAGUCGCACUUCUCCCUGGCGGACGUCCUCUCUCACCUGGAGAUUUACAAGCAGAGGAUGUACCCCGUCUGGCCGGUUAUCGAUGCACCCCGUCUCGGCAGCAGACUGAUGCAGGAUACGAAUAACUGUGAAAUCUGCGCGUUGGCGUUUGCCGUAUGCGCGGCCACCUCCACUCAAUUACAACUCCACCCAGAGAGUCACCAACCAACUGAUGGCAUCGGCCCAUCCCAAACACGAGACGAAAGGUCCAUGGCUGACCGAUUCGCCGUCGAAUCAGAGCGCUACCGUGCGAUGUAUGACUAUCGCGAAAGUAACACUCUGGAAGCGGUUCUCGUGCCGUUGUUUUUACAUUUCCAUUACUCGUCAAAGCGGAAGGUUAGAACAAGUUCCCUCUUGCUCCGGGAGGCCGUGUCGUUGUGCCAGCUCCUGGGGCUCGACAGGGAAGACACAUACCAGUACAUAGAUCCAGAGCAGGAAAGAUACAGGCGCAGGACCUUUUGGCUUCUCUAUCUAACUGAGAGAGGGCACGGCAUUCAGCAUGAUAUAAACACUUGCUUAACAAACUCCAUCAGACUACCGGAGCGUGACCACUUGGACGAACUCCAGCUCGUGGAAGCCUUCGAUACUCUGGUCGGUCUCUUCAUUUCGGUCGAGGGUGUUCUUCUUGUGCGCAAUGGACCGGCUACGCCGAAGGACGGAGUGUGUAGCAAAGAAGUUCUCUCGCGGCUACAGAACCAACUCCGCCAGCAGCUUCAAUGGUCGGCGGCAUAUAAUGCAUUGCAGAGAACGGAUAUUGCAAUUACUCAACAAUGGCUACGGGUGCUACUUUGGCAACUUUCUUUGAAGAAUAUCUACCUCUCUAGUGGUUCGGCUGAUGAUAGCAUGUGCCUCACGUACCCAGUCCAUGUGGCGAGAGACGCUAUGCAGUUCGUUUCAACCAUGCCCUUGGAUGCAUUUAUGGCGCAUGGCACUGGAAUGGAAAUCAAACUAUUUGAGAUCGCAAGUACUUUACUGGAUGUCAUCUGCUGCGUUCCGUCGACUUCGCACAAUAGCACCCCCGAAACGCGAGACAUGCUCCACCGUCUAUGUUGCUUGCUGUCGUCACUGAGCCACAGGCCCUAUGGUUUGGAAGUAUUGCAGAAGAAAUUAGACGAGUCGGGUAUUCCUCAUCGAUUCUAUGCUCCUCUUCCCCCGGCUGUCGAUGAUCCGACGAGAGCAGGCUACCAGGUCGUUGAAACCUUCGACGAUAAUGAUGAUGAUAAUGACGAGAAUGCAGCAGCAUGA
Molecule: messenger RNA, 1638 nt
Organism: Monascus purpureus
Lineage: Eukaryota; Fungi; Ascomycota; Eurotiomycetes; Eurotiales; Aspergillaceae
Source: the annotation of a GenBank genome assembly